Messenger RNA from Cryptococcus amylolentus CBS 6039, 1222 nucleotides. RefSeq lists its product as hypothetical. The transcript is spliced from 12 exons. Gene Ontology annotation, biological process: reciprocal meiotic recombination. Gene Ontology annotation, cellular component: synaptonemal complex. The coding region runs from base 67 to 924 and encodes 285 amino acids. NCBI's taxonomy places the organism in Eukaryota, Fungi, Basidiomycota, Tremellomycetes, Tremellales, Cryptococcaceae. Gene Ontology annotation, molecular function: ubiquitin protein ligase activity. The record is from RefSeq and is a predicted model, not a curated record.
GACGAGUUUCCUUUCCUUCCAAGCUUCAUACCCGACCUAGCCGUCCACCACUACUGCCUCAGCAGCAUGUCGACUGCCGACAAUGAGCUGCGAUGCAACAACCUCAAGUGUCGUGCUUUCCUGGCCACGGAGGGUCAGGCGGUAGUAACCACCUGUUCUCACAUAUUCUGCGUACCUUGCGCGACAACGCUGUUCUCAACUUCUCUCAUCUGUCCGGCUUGCAGCCAGUCUCUCCAAGGGUCUGACGGCACUGUGAUGACUACUUUGAAUCCAACCAACGAAUACAAAGCUUCGAUUCUGGCAGGACUUCCACCACACACUGUUCUGGAGAUUGCGGCGAGAGCUCUAAGCUUCUGGACUUACCAGCUGUCUCAGGAGAGCGCUUUCCAAGCUUUGAUACUCAAGAACACGCAGGAGCGACAGAGUCAUUCAGAAAAGCAACUCAACAACGCGUUCUGUGAUCUGCAAUUGGCCCAUAAGAAGAUAUCAUCUCUCGAGAACGACCUUGAAGUUGGCCGACGCAAGACCCAGGAAUCUGUCAACGAAUCGCGACGUAAGGAUCGAGAACUGUCAAAACUCAGGGAUGAUCUCGACAAGAUCAAGCGCAAAACAGCCUUCUCCCAAGUGGCUCACGGCGCCGAUAUGGCUGGCACCCCAAUGGCCACACUGCAAUCCUCUCGCAAUAGACACCAGCAAAACUCUCCUAUGGUCAACACCUCAAGGCGUUUCGUAGCUACGCCUCAGUCGACACAACAACAUGCACCUUUCCGCCCACAAUCCAGUGUCCCUUUCGAACCUAGACAGCAGCCCUUCUUUGCAACAAGGUCCAAGAGUAAUGCCGAUAAUAUCAGUGACGGCAGUGGCGGUAGCGGAGGGCGAUUCAGAGGCCCGCGCUUUACAACAGGUAUGUGGAGUCGCCCCUAGGAUCGUUCUGCUCAUUGAAGCGACAAGCUGGCCACGGGCGUCCCAGUUUCUGAAGCCCGGAGAUGAUGUAGGAGGACAGGAGGAGGCCAUUCGGUCACGGAAACGCAUCUAUAAUCUCGUACCUGCAUGUCUGUAAACGGCGUAGUAUGUAGCUAUGAAACAGGAGCGAGCGAGAGGCCCUCGACAUCAACUCGACAUAGUGUCCCGUGGGCGUCAUCGCUGCUCCGUGGCCAGUGGCCAGUGACGGCAGCGGCAUUAUGUUGAUGACCGACGGCCGCCGGAGCUCGUUCUUUUGUUG